Messenger RNA from Oryctolagus cuniculus (rabbit), 4312 nucleotides. NCBI's taxonomy places the organism in Eukaryota, Metazoa, Chordata, Mammalia, Lagomorpha, Leporidae. The record is from RefSeq and is a predicted model, not a curated record.
CUUCGGGCUCGGGGGAGGCUCGGCGGACCUGCUGACUAGGAACGGAUAUGGCGGCCACUCUGGGCAGCGGGGAGCGCUGGACACAAGCGUACAUUGACGCAGUUAGAAGAAACAAGUACCCCGAAGACAGAGCUCCUGAGUCUCACGAUCCCUGUGGGUGCUCUAACUGCAUGAAGGCGCAGAAGGAAAAGCAGUCUGAGAAUGAGCGGAAUCAGACCCGCCAGGGUGAGGGGACCUCCACUUACACUGAGGAGCAGCUGCUUGGCGUACAAAGGAUCAAAAAAUGCAGAAAUUACUACGAAAUUCUGGGAGUUCCUCGAAAUGCCAGUGAUGAAGAGCUUAAGAAAGCUUACCGAAAACUUGCACUGAAAUUUCACCCUGACAAGAACUGUGCUCCCGGGGCAACAGAUGCCUUCAAAGCCAUAGGAAAUGCCUUUGCAGUCCUGAGCAAUCCUGACAAGAGACUUCGCUAUGAUGAAUACGGAGAUGAGCAGGUGACCUUCACAGCCCCUCGAGCCAGAUCUUAUAAUUAUUACAGGGACUUUGAAGCUGAUAUCACUCCGGAAGAGCUGUUCAACAUCUUCUUUGGAGGACAUUUCCCUACAGGAAAUAUUCAUAUGUUUUCAAAUGUGACAGAUGACACUCACUAUUAUCGCAGGCGGCACCGACGUGAAAGGACACAGACACAGAAGGAAGAAGAAGAAGAAAAACCUCAGACUACAUAUUCUGCUUUUAUUCAGUUACUUCCUGUCCUUGUGAUUGUGAUCAUAUCUGUUGUUACUCAGCUGCUGGCUGCGAACCCCCCAUACAGUCUAUUCUAUAAGUCAGGCGAUUGCGAUAAUGAUUUCUGCGAGGCCGUACUAAAGGUGACACUGCCAAACAUCACAAGCUCCCCUGAGUCUCCUGCUCCCUGUUUCAGGAACCUGGGCCACACUAUUUCUAGAGAGACCCAGAACCUGCAUGUGCCUUACUUUGUGGAUAAAAACUUCGACAAGGCCUACAGAGGAGCUUCUCUGCGCGACCUGGAGAAGGCGAUAGAGAAAGAUUACAUUGAUUACAUCCAGACGAGCUGCUGGAAGGAGAAACAACAAACUUGGUGCAGUGGUCUGCAUGGAGACAGCAGGGAGAGUCACCAGUCCUUAAUGUUUUUUGGAAGAUGCUUCCAGGGAGUGAGGCAUUUAGAAAAGAGUCGGAGCUGACGAACUUGGCGGGAUUAUACAGAGAUGAACGACUGAAACAGAAAGCAGAGUCGCUGAAACUUGAAAACUGUGAAAAACUUUCCAAACUUAUCGGCCUACGCAGAGGAGGCUGAGAAGAUGAUGCGCUUACGCAGGGCUGGGGUUUUGUUACUUGUUACCAUUUAUGUUCCUAAUCCCAUUUUAUAAUACAAAAUUAGGAAAUGGUGAACAGUUUACUAUUAGCUAACUUUGUUGGGCAGAGUUGCAGGAGCUUCAGCCUAGAGCCAGAUGUGUCACCACAGAACCCUUCCUGGCAUUGGCUCCGGGCCCAAGGAAUGGUUUGGCCAGGUUAAACCAAUGGCCAAGCAUUCGAUUCAGUCCCCCUGCUCUGUGAGUGCAGCUCAGGGCUUCCCAGAGCAGAGCCAUAUGGUCUUUGUUUAAAAUAAGUUUACUGAGGUCUCAGAACCCAGGCUUUCCUAGGCUUGGCCCAAGCCACUUACUAGGAGUCACUGACAACGUCUACCAAGCAUUAUUCCUUUCCCUUCAUCAAAGUCAUUCUGUCCCCCAGUCCAGCCUUCCCAACUGCUUCCUCCUCAAGUCGGUUUUCUAAGGGGAACAUGGAGAAACUUCUACAGCCAGUAGUUUCUCCUGUCCCAACAUCUGCUCACUUAGUACCAUUAACAAACUGCGGGUUUGAGGUUCUUUUAGAUCCUCACCCUCUCUCUGGCAGAAGCUCUAGAAAUGAAAAACUAUUGAGCUGUGAAACAGUGCAAUGGACAGUGCCGCAACAGGAGGCGGGGCUGUGGGUGAGGGUGAAAGGUGAGACCGCCUCUCAGUUCCUCAGUGCAGGUUGCCCAGGCCAUGGUAGAAUGUUCUGUUUUGUCAUUCCCUUUGAUCUCAUCAUGUGGUGUCGUCACCCUUGAGCUGCACCUCUACACCCCCCCAGAGGUAACAGUGUUGUUACCAGCCAGCCAGGCUGCUUGCUGAAGCCUAGCGAGAGGCAGACACACAGAGGCAUCUGCGGCUGUGGGGUCCACCAUGACCCAGCAAUCAUCUUGUGCUCUUUAGUUCAUAACUGGAGUUGCUGUUUGUUCAUUUAGUAUUUACAGCUCUGUGAGGUUGAUGCGUUAUCUCCGUGUUCAUGAACGAGAACAUGGGCCCAGAAAGGAAGAAUGGCUGACCUGUGUAGUGGCAGAACUGGAUUGUAGUCUGGUUACUAGAUGGAGACUGUGUAAGAUCGUCCUCCUUUCCCAGGUGAUUCUAGCGGACUGGCCAAGCAGCAUCUCCCAGGGAUGCCUCUGUCCCCUGGCCUGCUCCGCACCCUUGCUGUGGCAGCCCUCUGUCCCUCAGGAAAAUGUCCCUGCUGGCCUUUAGGAAGCAGCACUCUGUACACAAGAGCAGCGCUUCCUCGGGGACAGGCAGCUCUUCCCACUGCUGAGCCGUGUGACUCCGGCCUCCCUGCAGGUCUGGGCUGCCCACAGCGUGCUGCAUCUCUGAACACGGAAGGAUCAGGAAUGGCCAUGGUUGACACUCCAUGUUGUCGUCAGGUUGGGAGACAAGUUCCUGCUGGAGGAAGAGUCUACAUGAAAAUUGACUCCCAAAGGAGAGUUCCUCCUUUUGGAUGCAUAGCUGUGGUUUAGACCACAGCGUCUAGCUUCAUUCAACACGUGGGUAUUGCACAGGGGCCGCCUGGCUUCACAGGGCCUCCCUGACACUCUCUCUAGGUGACAGGGAAUUUGCACUUUAAAAUGUGUCCAUGGGUCACACAGGCUCAUGGAAGGUUGUUUCCUACACAACAGAAGUCAAAACUGUCCUCUAACCAGCCCCAGCCUCUGCUACAGGAUGGGCCGUCAUCAAACUGGACAGGUUGGGAGAUCCUACUCUAGAUGCCCAUGAAUGGGGAAGUCACACCUUUUUGCAUUCCUGGCAGCGAUGUGUUGUAAUUAGGUGUGACAACACUAAACAGAGGUGAUACUAAUUCCAUUCAAUGUCAUAGAGUUGUCUGUUUUUAUGGCACUAAUGGUACUGUUAUCUAUCACCCACAGUUUUUCUCAAGUGAACUGUAUUUGCUUUUGGUUAAAGGGUAGUUUAAUCUAUUUGGUACUAUCCAGAACAUUGCUUCACGUCCUUGGUUUUGUUUUAGAUGCACUGUCCACAUGGUGGUAAAAUCAACUUUUGCCUCCUACUUCCAUCCUUUGAAAGGUGUCCUGCAGUAGAUAACUUCUUUAGGGAAGGCUUAUUCUUGCGGUUGGAACUUGGCCAUAGCUGUAGACUGUUCCUUUGAGCAUGACUGCAGAUCGGAGUUGUGUGAUGGGAGCAGGCUAAGAAAUAGGGCCUGAAGCCCGAGCAGAAACCGAAGUUGCUCUCCGCACCACAUGAGCAAGCGCACAGAGAGGAGGAUGGAGUCCCUCUCCUCAUGGAGAACUCUGCGGUGUGAGGCAACCCGGGUCCCAGGACAGCAACUCUGCAGUGCCUCUGCUGAAGCCUGGAGGUGUCCGGGCUUUCUUGAUCAGCUCCCGACCUCACGACUUGGGAGAAGUGACCAGUAAGAAAGUGUCAUUGCCAUGCUUCCUGUUGGAGACUUAAGAAUUACGGCAAACUCCCAACGCACUGGAACAUGGGAGGCAGCAGCCUGGCCACACUAUGUGCUACCCUCGUUUUCCUCCCCACACUCAGGACUGGCUUUGUGAGGAGGCACACUGCUGGGAUUCCAGCAGGUUUCUGUUACACCCGACCACGUGUGCAAGUUUCUUUUCUCUGCAUGCACUUCUCACAGGGGAUAGCACUUAAUUUCUAUUUAUUUUGGACUCAUUUAAGGUAUAAGCUUAGGAUCCUAAUAUAUUUAUUUUUGGAAAGGGUCAAGUUACUGUACGUCUUAUUUUUUUGAGCCUGCAUUGUUGACUCCUUGUGCAGUGACCACCAAGGAACUAUAUACCCACAUGCUAGAUGUGGGUCCCAUUAUUUACAUUGCAUCAGUAUUGAAAAUUAAAGAUGUGAAUGUUCUGUGACCAGAGUCAGGGAUGACACUGAUGGUGGCAUAAGAAUCCCAAAAACUCUGGUCCCCUGACCCAUUGCAUUCUGGAUUGAGUGUAUUUUAGCAAAGAAAAACAUUAAAUGAUUUUAUAGAAAAAGAA